GGCGCUGACGCGGCCUCGCGCCAACCCCGCCACUGCCGCCAUGUCGCCGCUGCUCGCCUGCGCCACUCUUGCUGCACUUUGCGCCACCGCCACUGCUCUGUGGUCCGCCGCCGGCGUUAUUCCACCCACCUGCGCCAUUAAGGAAUUUGGUCGAAAAACUAACCACACAUAUGAAUUCCCGAGAUACAUUCCAUGCCCAGACGGCAAAUUAAUGAUUCCCGAGACCUGCCCCCGUCCAUUGAGACGGGUCGGGCAGACGAUACUGGCGUGCCUGAACAGUGCAGCCUCCCAGGCCCCCCCCACCAUCCACGACCAGCCGCCCUACCACAAGUACACCCCCAUCCGCGUCACCUGUCCGCAUGUCGAAUAUGAGUCUGAUUACUCCACGAUUUACGUCACCGAGUACUGUGGCUAUCCUGAUAGCAUGGACGGCAUUCCACUAUUGAAUUCAUUGAAUUAUGAUAUAUAAUAAUAUUAUAUCAAUAUUCUGUGUACAA
Molecule: messenger RNA, 497 nt
Organism: Cydia pomonella (codling moth)
Lineage: Eukaryota; Metazoa; Arthropoda; Insecta; Lepidoptera; Tortricidae
Exons: 3
Coding region: 41-469 (142 amino acids)
Source: RefSeq, a predicted model, not a curated record